This is a messenger RNA of Phyllostomus hastatus (greater spear-nosed bat), 2349 nucleotides long. RefSeq names its product diacylglycerol O-acyltransferase 2 (gene DGAT2). Gene Ontology annotation, molecular function: diacylglycerol O-acyltransferase activity. Gene Ontology annotation, biological process: triglyceride biosynthetic process. The transcript is spliced from 8 exons. NCBI's taxonomy places the organism in Eukaryota, Metazoa, Chordata, Mammalia, Chiroptera, Phyllostomidae. The record is from RefSeq and is a predicted model, not a curated record. Gene Ontology annotation, cellular component: endoplasmic reticulum membrane. The coding region runs from base 219 to 1304 and encodes 361 amino acids.
GCGAGCGCAGGGGCUACGGCUAGGGCUUCGCGUUAGGCUGCUUCUCCCACUGCCAAGGGCCGCCCGCCCCCAGCUCCGGUGCCGUAUCAGCGCCGGCGUCAGCGCCGUUCCCGGCUCCCGUGCUCGGCGCGAAGCCCUGGCCCCGGCGGCCGGGGCAUGGGCCAGGGGCGCAGGGUAAGGCGGCUUCCCGCACGGCCGUUACCUACACCGGCUUCAGCAUGAAGACCCUCAUAGCCGCGUACUCCGGGGUCCUGCGAGGCACUGGCUCCAGCAUCCUCUCCGCCCUCCAGGACCUCUUCUCCAUCACCUGGCUCAACAGGUCCAAAGUGGAAAAGCAGCUGCAGGUCAUCUCGGUGCUACAAUGGGUCCUGUCCUUCCUCGUGCUGGGAGUGGCCUGUACCGUCAUCCUCAUGUACACGUUCUGCACCGAUUGCUGGCUUAUCGCUGUGCUCUACUUCACCUGGCUGGCGUUUGACUGGAACACGCCCAAGAAAGGUGGCAGGAGAUCAGAGUGGGUCCGAAACUGGGCUGUGUGGCGCUACUUUCGAGACUACUUUCCCAUUCAGCUGGUGAAGACUCACAACCUGCUGACCACCAGGAACUACAUCCUGGGAUACCAUCCCCAUGGCAUCAUGGGCCUGGGUGCCUUCUGCAACUUCAGCACAGAGGCCACGGAAGUGAGCAAGAAGUUCCCUGGCAUAAGGCCCUACCUGGCCACGCUGGCCGGCAACUUCCGGAUGCCAGUGCUGAGGGAGUACCUGAUGUCUGGAGGCAUCUGCCCUGUGAACCGGGACACCAUAGACUACUUGCUGUCAAAGAAUGGGACUGGCAAUGCCGUCAUCAUCGUCGUGGGGGGUGCAGCCGAGUCCCUGAGCUCCAGGCCAGGCAAGAAUGCCGUCACCCUGCGCAGCCGCAAGGGCUUUGUGAAACUGGCGCUGCGACACGGAGCUGACCUGGUCCCUACCUACUCCUUCGGAGAGAAUGAGGUCUACAAGCAGGUGAUCUUUGAGGAGGGCUCCUGGGGCCACUGGGUCCAGAAGAAGUUCCAGAAGUACAUUGGCUUCGCCCCGUGCAUCUUCCAUGGCCGAGGCCUCUUCUCCUCUGACACCUGGGGACUGGUGCCCUACUCCAAGCCCAUCACCACCGUCGUGGGCGAGCCCAUCACCAUUCCCAAGCUGGAGCACCCCACCCAGCAGGACAUCGACCUGUACCACGCCAUGUACAUGGAGGCCCUGGUGAAGCUCUUCGACAAGCACAAGACCAGCUUUGGCCUCCCGGAGACCGAGGUCCUGGAGGUGAACUGAGCCAGCCCGCGGGCCAGCGGCCGAGGAGCCGGCUGCACCUCGCAUUCUACCAAGUUCUCCAGUGCUUUUUGUUCUGUAAAUUUGGAAGUGUCAUGGGUGUCUGUGGGUUAUUUAAAAGAAAUUAUAAUAAUUUUGUUAAACCAUUACAUACUAGGUCUUUUUUAAGAAGGAAAAAGUGACUGUUUCAAGCUCUUUCACUUCCAUUUGGUCCUGUUUUAGGUGGUGGCUAAGACCUCUUGGCCUCUAGGGUUUCUCAACCACCCCCUCUAUGCCCUUCCCUGAAAUUACAGAGAAAGCUCAGUCCUGCUAGACUGGGGAGGAAGGACAGCCCUUAGAGACUCAGGCCAGUGCGAUCAUUUGCUCGUUGCCAUGGGAGGACGAGGAGCGGAAGCCGCUUGGAACACAAACACCUCUGUUCCAAGCUACCUUGACUCGACUGCAGGGCUAGUCCCUCUUGCCGCAGGGGAGCCUCAAAGGGCACAAUUGUCCCUUUCUGGAAGAGUGCAUUGAUGAGCAUCUGGACUGUUGCAGCCUGACCCUCCUUUCUGCCACUUCCCACACCCCCAGUCUUUCGCAGCUGAGCCUGGACUGGCCUUCGGGGAGAUGACGGGGGUGGUGAUGAUCCUGUGUUGGGGAACAGUGCUGUUCCAGACACACUGUCUCUUGGAUUAUCCAGCUACCAUGUCCUGGUUGGAGUGAUUGCUUUUCCACAGGGGGCUGAUGACGUGGACCCAGCACAGAGCCAGCCUUGGCCUGAAUCCUGUACUUUGCAGCGGCCUCCAUUUGCUUAACCCACACCUCCGAGAGUGGGUGUGAGGAAGGGGUCCCUCUUCCUGUUCACAGAGGAGCCAGGACCUCUGAGCAUCAGACUGGUUUCAGGAUAGAAGGCCCCCAAACCCAAGCCUCACAUCUAUGUGCCUUUUUGAGAGGAGGGAGGAAACUCAGCCCCUUCUGUAUGUGUUCUGUGUUCUCUUGAUGAGAUCAUUGUACCAUGUCAGACUUUUGUAUAUUCCUAAACAAAUAAAUAAAAAUGAGUGUCCUCUGA